AUGCACAAAAUUGGGCACAAUAUAAGCCCUCGUUCACCAAGUUCACUGGCCCCUGAAAUUGUCAACUGGAUUAGACAUUGGGGAAUCAUCGAGCCUUCUCUCCGCCAGCUGGCCCAGAAGUACAACUGUGACAAGCAGAUCUGCCGAAAAUGCUAUGCUCGCCUGCCACCUCGUGCCUCAAACUGCAGAAAGAAGAAGUGCGGUCACUCGAAUGACCUCCGCAUCAAGAAGAAACUGAAGUAA
Messenger RNA from Cooperia oncophora, 243 nucleotides. Lineage: Eukaryota; Metazoa; Nematoda; Chromadorea; Rhabditida; Trichostrongylidae. The record is from the annotation of a GenBank genome assembly.